AUGACUGACCAACAAACCUGGCUUGUGACUGGCUGCUCCUCUGGUCUGGGAGAAUGUCUAGUCCGGGCAAUCCUUGCGGCAGGCGAUCAAGUGAUCGCAACGGCUCGAGCGCGAGACAAGAGCGCCCUUGAACGUCUAGCUCCUCUGAAAGAGGCAGGGGCCGCUGUGUUGGAGCUAGACGUGACGGCACCAGCAGAAGUGCUCAAUGCCAAAGCUAAAGAAGCAUGGUCAAUCUACGGGAAAGUCGAUGUCCUGGUCAAUAAUGCCGCCUAUAUUGACGCAGGCGUUUUUGAAGAGAUCGACGAAGCAUUCCUGACUCGUGCCCUUCGCAACAACGCCUUUGGGCCUCUUAACCUUACGCGCGCCUUUCUACCAUACAUGCGGAGUCGGCAGAUGGGAACCAUUGUGUUCAUGUCAUCCGUUGGCGCUUAUUAUGGUGCACCAGGCGCGAGCGCAUACGCAGCGUCGAAGGGUCUACUUGAAGGACUGGUGCCCAGCCUCGCCCUUGAAAUCGAGCCAUUUGGCCUCCGAACUUGCAUGGUCACGCCUGGGUAUUUUCGUACCAGUGUUAUGUCAUCGGGAAAUAUUCUAUACCGAGCCCCAAAUCCAUUGCCGGAAUACGCGGAGAUGAAUAAACUAAUUCAGGCGGGUUGCAGUGCCACCGAUGGCAAUCAGCCAGGGGAUCCUUCCAAAGCAGCAGCCCUGGUUGUGGAUGCUGUUAAGUGUCAGGGUCGUUGUGCUAGCAAACUGCUUCCUGCCCUACUUCCGGUUGGACCGGAUGCAUUGAAGGCAAUCAGGGAUAACUCCCAAGCCAAGUUAAAGAUAUGCGACGACUGGGAGGAUAUGGCAUCCGCUACCAAUUUGUAA
Molecule: messenger RNA, 867 nt
Organism: Penicillium riverlandense
Lineage: Eukaryota; Fungi; Ascomycota; Eurotiomycetes; Eurotiales; Aspergillaceae
Product: SDR family oxidoreductase
Exons: 3
Coding region: 1-867 (288 amino acids)
Source: RefSeq, a predicted model, not a curated record